GUCGAUUAUUUAUAACUUUGUUACAUCCUAUUCACUAAGUGAAGUACUCUCAUUAUGAACCUAGCAUUUGUAAAGUAUGAAAACAACACAUUGAAUACACCAUUUGCACAUUUUCCUUGAAUUGUUUUUUCACAAAUUCCAUCGUUCUUUUACCCCUAUUGCCACUUCGACUAAUUUUUUUAUUAUCAUUUUUUUCUUCUAUCAGUGAGAAUCUUACUUCCAAUUCUUGAUACAUUCUACUUAUAACUAUCAUUGUAAGUAGCACACACCACACUUCUAUUAAAUUGAAAUCAUGGUUUAAACAGUCUUUUAGAGAUAUCCGAUCUACAGUUAUGAACCGAUUCUUAAUACACAGUAGAUUUUUAGAAGUCCAUAUUUUCUUGUUUUAGUUUUAUAAUUUACUUCAUCUGCAAACUUUAUAAUUCAUUAUUUCGAUAAAAGUGUACCUCAUUUUGUUUUCUAUUUGCGAAAAAUCAUCAGUCACAAUAAAUUUGAGCUGUCUUCAUAUUUAGAUGAUCAGCAUCCCAGAAGUGGUUGAAAAGAAACAUAUUAACAGUGUUUUGAAGCCAGAUUUCUCGACUCUGCAUCCAUGUCAUUGGAUUUCACAAAAGAAUUAUCCUUACCCACAAAAGGACAAUAACAUGUUUUUGAACGCAGAAGAAGAUGGCAAAUAUUCAUUUUGUUCUGUUUUGUGCGAUAUAUACUGGCCUAAUAACCAGCCAAUGUAUGCCUACCCAAGAUUUGUUGCUCAAAGGCUUAUCAAAGAGCUGGAAGAUAAAUAUAAUCUACGGUUAUAUUCAGCUUUUGAACCGGAGUUUAGAGCUUUUGUAAAGGGAAGUUAUGAAACAUCGUGUUUAGAACCAAAGUCGAAUGAUGUUACCCAAUUUAUUGACCUUAAAAAGCCAAUCCCUUGGACAAAUUUUAGAGACAUGUACAGAACAAGUUUACUGUCCGUUUAUGAAAACUAUUUUGCGGAUAUUGAUUACAAUAUGCAGCUAGCAGGGAUCGAUAUACAAGAUUACAGUAAUGAAGAUGGCGAAGGACAGUUGGAAUGUCCGCUAAUACCAACAUGGGGGUUGUCCGCUGCAGAUAAUUAUUUUAUAUUGAAGCAGGCUGUAAAAGAAAUUGGAACCAAACACGGGAUGGAAAUUUCGUUUAUGACUACACCAUUACUGGAUUCCAGCUCUAGUGGGUGUCAUUACAAUCACUCUCUGUGGUACGCUGAUAAUAAUCGUAAUGCAUUUUACGAUGAUAAAGAUCCUGAUCGAUUAUCUACCCUAGCUCGUCACUGGAUUGGAGGCAUCUUGGAACAUUUACCAGCUAUGUUAGCUAUUUCUUGUCCAACAGUAAACUGCUAUAGAAGAUUGCAUAAACAUCUUGCUCCGUCCUGUGUGAAUUGGGAUUUUCAUGAUAGGUAUAUAUCGAUUCGUGUAAAAAACUUUAAUGAGAAACAGACAUACAUAGAAAAUCGUAUACCAUCGUCCGCAUCUUGUUCUUACCAUGUGCUUGCUGCCACAAUAGCAGCUGGACUAGAUGGCUUGGAACGUCAGAUACACCCUCCACCUUCAGGUUUGAAACUAGCAAAUGAUCAAACCGGUGUCUGUAAAGUACUUCCCAAUACAAUUCAACAGGCUCUACAUAGUCUUAUGGAUGACAAAAUACUUGUGAACAAGUUGGGAGCAGAUUUUGUCGAUUGGUAUGUUCAAGUAAAGAAGAAUGGAGACUUGUCAUCUCUUGGUCAUUUAAAUAUACAUGAUAAUACUGAAGAAACACUGGCUUAUGAAAGAUAUGAAUAUUUCAAUUUUAUGUGA
Molecule: messenger RNA, 1811 nt
Organism: Schistosoma spindalis
Lineage: Eukaryota; Metazoa; Platyhelminthes; Trematoda; Strigeidida; Schistosomatidae
Source: the annotation of a GenBank genome assembly